Molecule: messenger RNA, 3524 nt
Organism: Mus caroli (Ryukyu mouse)
Lineage: Eukaryota; Metazoa; Chordata; Mammalia; Rodentia; Muridae
Gene: Map10
Product: microtubule associated protein 10
Biological process (GO): positive regulation of cytokinesis; mitotic spindle midzone assembly; cytoplasmic microtubule organization
Cellular component (GO): centrosome; midbody; mitotic spindle pole
Molecular function (GO): microtubule binding
Source: RefSeq, a predicted model, not a curated record
CUGGCGGAGCGAGCUGACGGCGUCGCCCCGGGCAACAGCAAUGGCGGCCACGGCGGCCGGGCGGCUCUUCUCGCUGGAGCUGCUCGUGGACUGGGUGCGGCUGGAGACCGGGCUGUCGCCGUGCGCUGCGAGCCCCGCUGUGGCGUUUCGCCUGCUGGACUUCCCGCCGCUGCUCGUCUUCCCGCCGGCCGCUCCUGGCCCGGAGCCCCAGCGCGGCGCCAUCAGCUUCGGCCGCGGCAAGGCCUGCCUACUGCGCCUGCACCCGGCCGCCCUGCGGCGCCCGCGCCUGCGCGCAGCCCUGCUGCAACUGCCCGCGGGCCCGACCUCUGCGCCCCGCCUGGUGGGGGCUUGCGACGUCCUGCUGGUCCCCUCCCUGGGCCAGCGAGGUGUAUUCGCCCUGCGCGGGCCAGAGGCCGAGCGUGUCGGGGAGUUGGCGCUCUUCUAUCGCCUGACCGAACUGGGACGCUUUCCCCCGGGGGUUCCGCAGCUGCGAGGCCUGCUGAGCCCUGCUUGUAUCAUGGGCUCCGAAGCCCUGGAGGUGUCAGAGCCACGAACCAAGGAGACCUCGAAGCCAUGCACCAAAGACACCUCUGCCAGAUGUCUACAGUGUGUUUCAAAUGCACGCCUUCUGGAGGCCUCAGAGCCAUGUGCCAAGGAUACCAACAGCUGGUCUGCAGGAGACUCAGACGCCUCAGCUGUCCAGAAGUCCUGGGAAGAAGCAGUCUUACACAGUAAGGCUAGCUCUGGGGACAUGGCUUCUGCCCCUUGUUCACCCGCUCCCAGUGGGAGAACUGUCAGUUCUGUCAGUCAGGAGGUCACAGAACUGGAUUUUGAAACCAACACAUUUUGCCCUCCUCCUCUGUAUUACACUCACCUGACUCAGGAAAAGACUCCUUCUGCCAGGGUUGAAAUCACUAUUGAGCCUCAGAGAAACGAACCUGAGGAUCUAGAUGACAUUUUCCCCGAAACAAAACUCGUAAGUCCUCCCUUAAAGCCAGCGAAACAUACAAGAUCUGCAGUGCAGGAGAGCCCUCCGGUGCUUCCAAAUCUUCCACAGACUCAGGGUCCAGGAGAAGCGAACGAAGCUCCGAGUCCUUCUCAGAUUGAACAAAGUCCAGUCAAUGCAAUAAGACAGCUGCCACUAUUGAAUGCUUUAUUGAUUGAGUUGUCCUUGCUGUGCAACCAGCCCAUGGCAAGUCCCACCCAGGUGCAUCCUCAUUUAGCCUGGUUGUACAGAGGUGAACACAAGGGGCCAGACCCUUCCACCAAGUCCACAUCCCCGUCGGAAUCAAAGAGCAACAAGCUUUCUGUGCGAGAAAAUGAAAAGUUGGUGAAUCCCCAGUCUAAAAAGAACCCUAAAGGUCAUCCAAAGAUCAGUGGCAGCCCUCCACCAAAGGUUACAAAGGGGAGGCUGCUGUAUGGCUUAACAAAUACACUGAGACUGCGUUUACAGCAGACAAACCCCAACAUGCUGGUUGUACACGAAAAGAGAGAACAGUACAGGAGGUCACAGAUACAAGCUGUGGGGCCAAAGUUGCGAAUCCCCUCCUGGAAAGGGAAGGUGUCAAGCUUGGCAGCAGAAAGCCAGAUGUCACCACAGCUGCCUGCGGAUACACCAACAGACUCUAAUGGGAAACUACCAAGCUUGGCAGUUCAAAACCAGUUGCUACCACAGCUGCCUGGGGAUGAAUCUUUAGACUCCAAUGGGUCUUUUGUUGAAGGUAGUGAUACUUCAAUGCAAAUCAGCGCAGGCUUUGAUGAGUCAAGCACAACUAAAGAAGUGAAACAGAGCCAUGCCAUGAAACAAGAAAUGGUUGACCAGAGUGAAAACAGAACGGUUGUCACUGCUCUGAGAGCACCCGUGAGCCCUGCAGGCUCUGUCACCACAGAAAGAUCUCAAUCAAAUAGUUUCGGAGGAAACUGGAAAAAGAAAGUCCCAAGCCCAGGGCUUUCCCUACAGGAACCUACCGUUGACAAAACUGUGAAUGAGGGGAAAGAUAGUAGGCAAGUCAAAGCCAUAAGUGCUGCUGAUACAAGUGAAAAUAGACCAACCAGUAGAAAAAGUUCAUGCGAGAGCAUCUCAGAGCUACUGUAUCUGGAUGGGUUCACCAGCCCUUGUUAUUCUGAAGAUUUCUGCACAACUGAGAAUAACAGCAGAAGUCUGCCGGCUCCCGACAGCAGCACAGGGGCAGAACAUGUGCAAAAGGGUUCACGGGCAAGCAAGUCAAGUGAGGCAAGGCUGUCCACAAGGAAAAACAGCAGUGAAGCGAGUUCUGUGCUCACCCCUCCCUUUUCUGCUGGCUCACCAGUGUGUUCUCAUAAAAGAUCCCGUGUACUGAAGAUUCGUGAUAGUCUGGAGGAAGCAGCCAGUCUCUCUACCAGUGACUUUUCAUCACAGUGGACAAAUGAAAAGGAAAACCAGGCAGAUCCAGGUAGUUCAAAGGUCACGAGGAAAGGACGGGACAGCUCCACUAAACUUAAAGUAAGAGCUGGUCACAAGUCAUCUGAGAAGAGCCAGUCACCAAGGACAUCUCAAGUGAGUUCUUACGAGCCAUCAAAUUUGUCUGAGCUAGAACUCAAGGCCAUAGAUGACAGUGACUCAGCUGAUUUCCAAGAAGAGGAAGAUGGCCUUGGCUCAUUACGCAUCUCCAGACAGUGCAAAGACAUCUGUGAGUUAGUAAUAAAUAAACUUCCAGGAUACACAGUGUGAAAGUAACCUAUUUUCAAAAACUAGUUCUAUAGCUACUGGGUGCUGAUACUGAAGAGUUGUAAUAACUCACACAUAACCUUAGUAUGUAUGUGAUAGUUCUUAAGAAAUGUAAAUAGUUCAAAAUUGAUGUUUCUUACCCUACAAACUGAUUGUACUCUGAAGUCACUGUUAGGCUUAGGAGUGAUUCCUUUGUAAAAUGCUUAAGAUGAAAUGUCUAUACUCUCCGAUCAUAUCUGUCUUGAAGAAAAGAUUAUUCUAAAGUUGGCAUUUCAUGUACCAUUGUAAAAAGAAGGGCUUGCUAAUAAGUUUAGCACCAGUUCUUAAUGGGAAUAAAUCUUGCAACAGAUGGAUAUGUUAGAGCUUGAGAUGCCGAAAUGUAUUUGUGAUCUACCCCUGCCGCUAAGAGCUUUUGGUUUACAGAUUUUCAUAACAUUCUGAUCUUUUAUUACUUACUCUCCCUUUUCUCUUACUUGAUGAACACUUAUUUGAGCUUAUGUUUUUUGAUAAGAGGAUCUGUCCUGUUUUACACACCAAUAUUAUUUUGGUUUUUAUGAAGUUGCUGAACAAAUGCCUUAGCAUUUAAAACACCUACCAUAGGCUGUAGCACUAACACUAACAAGAAGGAUGGAAACUUCCUAAUGGAGACAUGUUUGAGUAGUGCUUUACUAUUGCUGAGUAUAAACAGCUUUCAAGUGUUCUCAGGGUUAGGGUUUAGAGAGAACAAAAUGAGGCUUUAUCCUCAUGUAUUUCCACAAAUAGGAGUUUGAUUUAUGGUUGAAUACUUCCGUGUAUUUAAUAAACACUUGUGUUUUCA